AUAUAAUAUCCAUAACGUUCAACUCCUGCAAGUGCAGACUCAGAUUCAAACCCAUCAACCUAGAGAGAGAAACAAGCAGAUAUUUCUAGAGAGAGAAAGAAUCAUGAGAACAAGCAACCACUUGAUUGGCUUACUAAACUUCCUCACUUUCCUCCUCUCAAUCCCCAUUCUCGCCGGCGGCAUAUGGCUGAGCACGCGCGCCAACAACACCGACUGCAUGAGCUUCCUGCAGUGGCCCUUAAUCUUCAUCGGAGUCUCCAUCAUGGUCGUCUCACUCGCCGGUAUCGCCGGCGCGUGUUAUCGAAACACCUUCCUCAUGUACCUUUACCUCUGGGCUAUGUUCAUUAUUAUCGCUGUGCUAAUCGGGUUCAUUAUUUUUGCUUAUGCUGUUACGGAUAAAGGUUCGGGUCGACCCGUUUUGAACCGGGUCUACCCGGAUUACUACUUGCAGGAUUAUUCGGGUUGGCUUAAGGAUCGGGUUGCUAGUGAUGGUUACUGGGGUAAAAUUAGAUCUUGUAUUCAUGAUUCCAAAGCUUGUGCUAAAACGGGUCGGGUCGUUGCUGGGUAUCCGGAGACUGCUGAUAUGUAUUAUCUUCGGAAGCUUAAUCCGAUUCAGUCUGGAUGUUGCAAGCCACCAACCGAGUGCGGAUACAUCUAUGUGAAUGAGACUGUAUGGAACCCGGUGAACUCAGCCGCCUUUCCUAGCAAUCUUGACUGCAAUAGGUGGAGCAACGAUCAAGAGCAAUUGUGCUACAAUUGUGACUCGUGCAAGGCAGGAGUGUUAGGGAGCCUUAAGAAGAGUUGGAGGAAGGUGUCGGUUAUCAACAUUGUUGUUCUAAUUAUAUUGGUCAUCGCGUAUGUUAUUGCUUGUGCUGCGUUUAAGAACAACAAGAGGAUGGAUAACGAUGAACCGUAUGGUGCUACCAGGAUGGAGAAGGCGCGACCCACUCGGAUACAUUUCUAGUUGUUUUGAAUGUUGUUUGGAUUUAAGAUGAUUUUUGCCGUUUGAUGGGGACAUGUUUUUCUUUUCCGGUGGUUUUGUAUUGAAUUUUAUCUUUUUGAAGGAAGUUGGACAUGUGUAUAUAUGGUAGAUUUGUUUUUAAA
Molecule: messenger RNA, 1104 nt
Organism: Helianthus annuus (common sunflower)
Lineage: Eukaryota; Viridiplantae; Streptophyta; Magnoliopsida; Asterales; Asteraceae
Product: tetraspanin-3
Exons: 2
Coding region: 104-964 (286 amino acids)
Biological process (GO): auxin-activated signaling pathway
Cellular component (GO): plasmodesma; plasma membrane
Source: RefSeq, a predicted model, not a curated record